AUGGCGGGCCCGUAUCUGUCGCCCCUCGGGCCCCAGGCCGAUCUGCUUACCGAGUACAUGUUCGGGCGUCGUCGUCAGGUCAGUAGACGCAAUCGGACCACGUUCACGCCGCAACAGCUUCAGGAAUUGGAAUCUCUUUUCCAGAAAACGCAUUAUCCCGAUGUAUUCCUCAGAGAAGAAGUCGCACUUCGGAUAUCGCUCUCGGAAGCACGUGUUCAGGUAUGGUUUCAAAACAGACGGGCAAAGUGGAGAAAGCAAGCUCGGUUACAAUUGCUGCAGGACGCGUGGAGAAUGCGAUGCUUGGGUUUAGGGAGCGCCACUCCGCUGUUGCUCGGCCGGCCACCCCCCGGUGGCCUCGAGAGGACCACUGCCGCCGCCACCAGCGACGCAUCCUCCACUUCGCCGUCGUCCUCGUCGGCCCUCACGGGCUCGCCGAACGCGACCGACAAGCUACCCGAGAUUGGCGGUCCCGUGUCGGUCUGCAGAGAUUUUCGAAUCCUGCCUCCGCCGCUGCCCGGAUACUCGGUACCGAGUUGCGACAAAUCGCCCGACAGGCUCAAGUGCCGAUGCGGAACGCCGCCCAGGAUCUGCGCGAGUCCCGCGGACCGUCCUGGCGACGGUCUGGCAACGAGGGAGCGGCCGCAGGAGGCCGAGAUGGAUCUCACCCUGAAGGGCCACCAUCCCGUGUCGUCCGCCAGGCACUCGUUGUUCCAUCAUUUGCCGAGCAAUCACCAGCAGCAGGACAUCGCGCAGAGCAUGGACGAGCCGUUGGACGUCACUCUCAACAGCGGCAAGAACAACUGA
Molecule: messenger RNA, 804 nt
Organism: Wasmannia auropunctata (little fire ant)
Lineage: Eukaryota; Metazoa; Arthropoda; Insecta; Hymenoptera; Formicidae
Product: retinal homeobox protein Rx1-like
Exons: 4
Coding region: 1-804 (267 amino acids)
Biological process (GO): regulation of transcription by RNA polymerase II
Molecular function (GO): DNA-binding transcription factor activity, RNA polymerase II-specific; RNA polymerase II transcription regulatory region sequence-specific DNA binding
Source: RefSeq, a predicted model, not a curated record